Messenger RNA from Propithecus coquereli (Coquerel's sifaka), 1912 nucleotides. RefSeq names its product zinc finger protein 77 (gene ZNF77). Gene Ontology annotation, biological process: negative regulation of transcription by RNA polymerase II. The coding region runs from base 1 to 1866 and encodes 621 amino acids. The transcript is spliced from 7 exons. The record is from RefSeq and is a predicted model, not a curated record. Lineage: Eukaryota; Metazoa; Chordata; Mammalia; Primates; Indriidae. Gene Ontology annotation, molecular function: DNA-binding transcription repressor activity, RNA polymerase II-specific.
AUGGCAGCUCAGCCAGGAGCUGCCCGCAGCCAGUCACGCCCCGGGGUGGAUCCCAGUGCAGACCACGCCGACAACGCCAAUCUCGCGUCGGGCACGCCCUGGACCCGGAAGCGGAAGCACAAGUACCGGUUCGUGGCCCGCGACUGGUGUCGCCCUUACUGGCCGACCUGGCCCCGCGUCUCUUCGGUGACCCGGACUAAGCGUGGGGAGGGCGGUCCUGGGGACUCGGUGGUCUUUGAGGAAGUGGCCGUGAACUUUACCCCAGAGGAGUGGGCUUUGCUGGAUCAUGCUCAGAGGAACCUCUACCGAGAUGUGAUGCUGGAGACCUUCAGAAACCUGGCCUCCUUGGAUUGUUGCAUUUAUGUUAGAACCAAUGGAUCAAGUCCUCGGCAGGAUAUUUUUGGGAGUGAAGUAUCCAAUGGUGCGAAAAUUGUAAAAUUCACAAGAAAUGAUUCCUGGUCUAUUUUUGGAGAAAACUGGAGAUUUGAUAACAUUGAAGAUCAGCACCAAAUCCCAGAGAGGCAUUUGAGAAGCCAGUUGGUGGAGAGCCUCUGUGAAAGUAGCGAAAGUCAUAAAUGUGGAGAAACCUUGAGCCAGAUUGAGAACUUGAUUGUGCACAAGAGUUACCCUAUGGAAGUUAGGCCCAGUGAAUGUACUAAAUGUGGCAAAGCCUUCAAGAAUCAGCAAAAGUCUCACACUGGACAGAGACCGUAUCACUGUGAGGCGUGUGGGCAAGUCUGUGGUUGUCUUUUGUGCCGAAGCCCUCAUGUGGAAACUCUCAUUGUGGAGAAACCCUAUAAACGCCAGGACUCUGGGAGAGCAUCUACGAAAAAUGGGAAAAAUGUCAGCAGUAAAAAAUCUUUCGAAUGUAAGAAAUGUGGAAAGGCUUUCACUUGUCCCUCUUCUUUUAGGGGACAUGUGAGAGGUCACUGUGGACAGAAAACACACGCAUGUAAAGUAUGUGGGAAAACGUUCAUGUAUCACUCCUACCUUACACGACACGUAAGAACUCAUACUGGAGAGAAACCUUAUGAAUGUAAGGAGUGUGGGAAGGCCUUCAGUUGUCCCUCGUACUUUCAAGAACACGUUAGAACACACACUGGAGAGAAACCAUAUGAAUGUAAGCACUGCGGAAAAACAUUCAAUUGUUACUCAUCUUUUAGGGAUCACGUGAGAACGCACACCGGAGAGAAACCCUAUCAAUGUAAACAUUGCGGAAAAGCCUUCACUUGUUACUCAUCUCUUCGAGAACAUGGGAGAACACACAGUGGAGAGAAACCCUACGCAUGUAAGCAAUGUGGCAAAACCUUCAGGUAUCCCUCAUCCCUGCGGGCACACGGGAGGAUGCACACUGGAGAGAAACCUUACACGUGUAAGCAGUGUGGGAAAGCCUUUGGUUGCGCCACUUACCUUAGAAGACACGUGAAAACACACAGUGGAGUGAAACCCUAUGAAUGUAAGGAGUGUGGGAAGGCCUACAGGUUUUCCUCAUCCCUUCGAAUACACGUGAGAACGCACACUGGAGAGAAACCCUUUGAAUGUAAGCAUUGUGGGAAAGCCUUCGGUUGUCACUCCUCCCUUCAAGAACACGUGAAAACACAUAGUGGAGAGAAACCUUACGAAUGCAAGCAAUGCGGGAAGGCCUUUAGCCAUUCUCAGUAUUUUAAAAAACACGUGAGAUCGCACAGUGGAGUAAAACCCUAUGAAUGUACCGAAUGUGGGAAAGCGUACAGUUGUUCCUCAUCCCUUCGCGUGCAUGUGAGAACGCACACUGGCGAGAGACCGUAUGAAUGCAAGCACUGUGGGAAAGCCUUCAGGUAUCUUUCGUCCCUUCAAGCACAUGUGAGAACACAUACUGGAGAGUAACUCUAAGAAUACAAUGAAUGUGUGGAAGUGUUCAUUCAACCGUAAA